AAUUAUGCAGUUAUUCAGAUUAAUCUUAACACUGGCUACGAACUAAUGCUUACAAAUUUUCCUCAAUCUAGAAGCCGAGGGUUCCGAAAUAUAUUCUUGAAAUGAAGUGCUAUUUCAUAUUUGCGACCUCUUUAAUGGUGUCUCUCUUGUUUACGCUCCUAAUUUAUAAGCGUCCCCAACAGCACGAACCUGCUAACAAUACUACAGUCUCCGAGCCAGAUAACGUUACUGAAGCCGACAACACGGAUCAUCAUCAGUGGUGGAGUCCGGAUCCUGAUCCUGUCGACACAUCAACACCUUCACAAAUGACGCCUCUGGAUGACUCUCUCAUCCUCUUGGAAACUUGGGAAGGUAUGAGUGACGAAGAAUUGGAGUUUCUCCAACAAAAUCUCGAAAACCUUAUGUCACACAAUUUUGACCAUUUCAUCCAUCGCAAUAAUAAGAAUAAAGACAGUUCGAAAGAUUUAGAAAAUUAAAUUUUAUAAUUGGAAUAUUAAAUGCUUGUACAUAUCUACAUAUUGAAUUCCUGGAAGAGUUGGAGUAAAAAUGUUGAGCGAAUUAAGUGAAUCGUAUUGUAAGCGCAUACGGAUGUAAGUAUAAGUAUCUGCUGUAAUCGUUUAUUAUUUUAGUCAUUGUAGUCAUAAUAAAUAUAGUACAAAUUUUUAUGAUGUAAACUAUUCCACGCAGCAAUAAUUCAAAGUUCAAGAAGAUUUGAACUUUGCAUCGAAGACGAAUUGUUAUUAAACUCAUUUGCCGAGUUUAAUAACAAUUCUAAUAAUUUGUAAGCAUGUAGCUAAAAUAUCUAACGCAAACAAGUCAGUGUAUUAGGUAUGUAUGUCAUAUGUACAUGCAUACAAAAUGCGAUUUGUAUAUCGCAUUCUUGGCGCACGUGUUGCUAUCCAAUUAAAAACAUUCAUUUGCCUACGCAAAUAAUCAGUUACAUAUAAAUACCUAAAAAUAUUAAAUGACUAAUCUAAUUUAAAUAAAUAAAAACUAUUCGUCUCUAUUUCUGACAUAAAUAAGCAUGUUUCAAAACUACACGAAAAUAUUUGUUUCCCAAAUUAUAAUUUUCCUACUUCAAUUUAAUCUAAGUAUACCAGAACGAGUUCAUGAGCAUUGUGAGGAUUCACUCCUUACAUUGUCAGACGUUCCACACGGUAAAAUUUCAACAGUUUUAAUUUUGUUUUACCAAAUAUGAUAUUCAUAAAUUAAAUUUGCUUCUACGAAAUUCUAAAGGUGAAAGUGUUCUUUCGAUAAACAGAUUAGAUGACGACGACCAAGUAGCCAAUACAUGUACAAUGUAUUCCAUUAAUAGUACUGCCCCAUACGCAUUUGGAAAUUAUGGGGAAAUGGAUAUUUGUCCAUGCGGACAUGCCGCCGUGGCGUACAACUUGCAAAUAGACGAAUACCACGGUUCCGGUCCUGGUCAGGACGACAUGUUCAUUUCCGGGAUAAAAUUUCUCUGCACAGAUGACACGACCCAAGUUAGCAGCGCUACCUCAAACCAGAUCCCAUGGAACUCAAAGGGAUGGACUAGCUGCCCGGAUGAAACCUACCCAAUCGGUAUUCAAGUCUUUUAUGAGGAAAUCCUCUCAAAUAAUGCGGAAGAUCUUGGAUCGACGGCAGGAGUACGACUCAUCUGCAGUGAUGGACGGCAUGAGAAUAAUUAUGCCAGUUUUAUGACAGGACGCUGGCCACUGAUCAAGCUAGCGGCGCAAGUGUGCCGAUCAGGAUAUGCUCUGGUAGGGCUGAGGACGCAGGUUGACGAUUUUAGCAGAGAUAAGACUGGCUUAAACAAUGUCAUCAUUUAUUGUGAACGGGAAGCGUCAAGAAGAUGCACUUGAGGAAAGACCAGUCGUUGUAGUACAUAUGCUGUAUCUAUUUGGCUUCAUUAUCUAUUUUGGAUGAAAUAUAAAUUUUCAUGAUUUGCUACAUAUUUUGUAAGUACGGAAGUACUCAAAGAAAAGGAGUGCGUGCGUAUAAUGAAAUAAACUACUU
Messenger RNA from Folsomia candida, 1998 nucleotides. RefSeq lists its product as uncharacterized. The record is from RefSeq and is a predicted model, not a curated record. Lineage: Eukaryota; Metazoa; Arthropoda; Collembola; Entomobryomorpha; Isotomidae. The coding region runs from base 1299 to 1844 and encodes 181 amino acids. The transcript is spliced from 5 exons.